This is a messenger RNA of Psilocybe cubensis, 2079 nucleotides long. RefSeq lists its product as uncharacterized. The record is from RefSeq and is a predicted model, not a curated record. The transcript is spliced from 5 exons. Lineage: Eukaryota; Fungi; Basidiomycota; Agaricomycetes; Agaricales; Agrocybaceae. Bases 1 to 2079 code for a protein of 692 amino acids.
AUGCCAUCAACACCGAGCAAACUCAAGAGUGGUUCUCUUAGGCAAGCGGGUAGCCUCAAAUAUGAGGAGAUCAGGGCCGAUCUUGAGCCAGACAUUGGGAAUUCAACCAGAUGCAGCGUCAACGCAUUUCUCAAGCACUUUCUCUACACUAUUCUUAGGGACGAUGACCCAAAGAAGGUGAAGUUGAACGAAAUACAGAAAUCUAUAGAGGAGCUACAGUUGAGACGCUAUGGAGAGGAUUUGACUAUAAAUGAGGACACUACGAACAAUGGAGCCACUAGCGACAAUGUCGCUGCUGAUUUGGCUGGGACUUUGAACUCAGCAGCGAGAAUACAAGAGCGUGCCAAUGAUAAGGACGACGAUACUCUGCUUGGGUCCGAGAAGGAAAAACAGCUGGUCCAAGAAAGGGAUGCAUUACUGGAUCAACUCCUAGCAGACGCCCUCGAAUUAGUGAAACCUGUUGCCAACAACAGUGAGGUGAUUAAAAGGUUGAAAAAAUUUGGAGAGGCAUUCGAAAGCGGGGAAGCUGCUCGUUAUGGCCCGUUUGUCUCACUAUGUAACACAGCCCUCCUCCUCCUAGCUUCUUGCAACUCAAAGCAUCACUUUCGAGAGAAAGAUGGUCUCGACAUUCAGUUUCACUGCAAUGAUCCUAGCAACAUCAUGUCUAGCUACGAUGGUAUGCAGGAUAUCGAGCGUAAGCCAGAUGUUGUCAUCACGUCUCUCAUAGCUUCCCUACUCGCAGCCUCAAAAAAAUCGCCCAAGUAUAAAUUCCAAUGGUCCGAUAUCCUCGGGUGCGCAGAGUUUAAAGUUUUGAGGAAGGGUAUUCCCGAAGACGGCAAGCCGUGGCUCGAAGUUUCCGAAGUAAAAGCUUCUCCUCAAGUGCGGGAGCACACUAUUGAGGGUGUCGAACCACCCAACGCUACAGAAGGUUCUGGGUCAAAACGAGUUCGAGAUGAUGUGUCCGUUGCGGAAAACCUUUUGUCAUCGAAAAGACAGCGGCAGUCGAAUGGUACAGCGACGCCUACAAAUUCAAACCCCGUCUCUUCAGCCUCAUUUCCGGAAAACAAUUUAAAUCUGCAGGUCAACAUGAUCGAACAGAGCACGCAACAAGCCACUAAUGACGGUGUGGAGCGUGAUGUCUCCAUCGCGGAAAACUCUUUGCCAUUGAAUAAUCGACGACAGUCUAGUGCAGCGACGCCUACGAGUUCAAAACCCAUCCCUUCAGCCUCAGUUGCGAAAAAAAAAUUAAAUAUGCAGGCCAACAUAAUGGAACAGAAGACACAACAGGCAAUCAAAGGCGGGGUGCAGUGUGCGUCAUACGCGCUGGAAAUGAUGUCUUACAAUGCAGGUGUUCAUCAUGCCAUUAAUUUGCUCUUUAUGGACGGACAUAUGUGCAUUUGGUAUUACGAUCGCCAGGGAAUAAUACAGUCUGAUGGCCUCAGCAUCUUCGGGGAUUUUUCUCAAUUCCUUGUCCUCCUUUUUGCUUUUCAGCGUUUCUGCCCAGAAGACUGGGGCAUCAUUCGUUGCCUAAAUCCUCAAUUUUUUCAUGGGAUCGAAAACCAGACGAGGGUGAAGAAUGAGCAAGAACCAAUGCCAGAACCAGAAGUCAAAUUGAAUUUGCAACAAGAUCUGUCCGGGUUGUGGGUUCGAAAUGAUCAGGACAAGAUUCUGACAACGGUUGAGGUUGAUAUGAAGAGCUUUCUAUCGCACAAACCCCACUGCUUGAGCGGAAGGGCCACAUCAGUUGUAUCGGCUAAGGGUGGUGACCCAAAAAAAAUGAUGGUGUGUAAGAUAUAUCACCCCGAGGUUGAACGACGGCACGAAGGAGAAACACUCCAGGUAGUCCGCAAGAUAGCUGCAGACAAUGAUCAGACCAUACUCAAACACCUGCCCUCUGUACUGUUUUAUGGAGACGUGCCGGGAUGCACCACUCAUCGUAUUCGGAGCAUGAUUAAACGGCGAUGGAAGGGCCACCGCACUCUCCGGAUAUUGGGUCUCAAAAAACUACAGAAGAUCACGUCCGUCGACGGUGCUCAUUUUAUCAAGGCUUGGCUUGAAACCGUUAUAUGUAAGCCAUGA